Molecule: messenger RNA, 258 nt
Organism: Chlorella variabilis
Lineage: Eukaryota; Viridiplantae; Chlorophyta; Trebouxiophyceae; Chlorellales; Chlorellaceae
Exons: 3
Coding region: 1-258 (85 amino acids)
Biological process (GO): translation
Cellular component (GO): cytosolic small ribosomal subunit; ribosome
Molecular function (GO): structural constituent of ribosome
Source: RefSeq, a predicted model, not a curated record
AUGGGGCAGUCAAGACGGCCUCCCUCGCCUCCCUGGCCCUCUCUUGGCGACGAGUGGACCAGUACCUUUGCAACCAUGGGUAAGGUGCACGGCUCCCUUGCUCGUGCUGGUAAGGUGCGCGGCCAGACGCCCAAGGUGCCAAAGCAGGAGAAGAAGAAGCAGCCCAAGGGCCGCGCCAUGAAGCGUCUCAAGUACAACCGCCGCUUUGUGAACGUGGUCGUUGGGUUCGGCCGCAAGAAGGGCCCCAACUCGCAGUAA